AUGUCGAGCUCUAGAUACUUCAUUCGACGCUUCAAGAGAAUCACCUCAUCGUCCACAAUCCAGCUCCUGACAAUAUGCUUCUGCGCAUUCCUCGCGAUCCGCUGGGUCAUCCGGCAUAACCACGACGACGACAACGCGGAGAAAUACAAGACGCUCGCCAUUUCGGUCGACACGGCAAAAGUGGAUUGGUUUAAGCUUUACUAUGUCCAAUAUGUGACGACCGAGGAGGAGCUGUGCAAUGCGCUGAUCGUCUGGAGUGAAAUCGAGGAGAUUGGCAGUCGCGCGCAGCGCAUGAUGUUCUACCCUGCGGAUUGGGAUCUGGAUGAGAAGGAUACGACUCCGAGUAAACCGGACGAGUUGACGGCAAGGGCACGACUUUUACGGACGGCGAAGAGGGCGUACUUUGUGAAGCUUACUGCUCUCGAUGUGCUGGGCGCAAAUCACCCGGAACGCUCGCAAUGGGUGGGAUCGUACACGAAGCUUCUGGCAUUUGGUCUUGUUGAAUGGGAUCGCGUGUUGGUUAUUUCUCCGGAUUCAACGGUUCUAAAUAAUCUUGAUGAAUUAUUCUUAUUCCCCUCCGCGCCGAUCGCGAUGCCAUAUAUUUAUCGCCCUGGGACGGAACCCACCUCUUGGACAUACUCCUCCCAACUUCUUUUGGUGGAACCCAACGAGAAGCUUUUUGAAGCAGUCAAGAAUGAAAUAAAAGAAAAAGGCAGUGAUGGAAACGAUAUGGACAUAUUAUCAUCCCUAACCUCCCGCAAACCCCUCCGAAUCCCUCAGCGGCCAUAUCACUUCCCCACUUCCGAAUUUCGCCAACACACGCAUACUACAUACCUCACCACUCGUAAUAGUUCAGAUACAUGGGACCCGGAGCGGAUAAUGGAUGAGGCAAAAGUGUUGCAAUUCGAUGAUAGUGUUCCAAAGCCUUGGAUAAAGGCCAAACAGGGGAUUAUGAAUAGCAAUAUGCCGAUAUGCAGAGAAAGAGACGGAUUUGGUGCUACGGACUGUAGAGACCGAGCAAAAUGGUUAGGGGUGUAUGAGACGUUUCAAUUGAGGAGGGAAAGUGUUUGUGGGGUUGGGUUUGAAGUUAGAGGUGAGGUGGAUGAGGAUAGGGGAUGGGAUGGGAGACUGGAUAUGAUGGUUGAGGUUGGGAAGUAA
Glarea lozoyensis ATCC 20868 is the source of this 1158-nucleotide messenger RNA. Its product is annotated as Nucleotide-diphospho-sugar transferase. Gene Ontology annotation, molecular function: glycosyltransferase activity. The record is from RefSeq and is a predicted model, not a curated record. The transcript is spliced from 2 exons. Lineage: Eukaryota; Fungi; Ascomycota; Leotiomycetes; Helotiales; Helotiaceae. The coding region runs from base 1 to 1158 and encodes 385 amino acids.